Messenger RNA from Xenopus tropicalis (tropical clawed frog), 3165 nucleotides. It is a transcript of the gene cd37, whose product is annotated as CD37 molecule. The coding region runs from base 96 to 908 and encodes 270 amino acids. Lineage: Eukaryota; Metazoa; Chordata; Amphibia; Anura; Pipidae. Gene Ontology annotation, cellular component: membrane. The transcript is spliced from 9 exons. The record is from RefSeq and is marked validated.
CUGUAACUGAGUCGGAUCCGACAGGCAGCUGGGUCCCUACCUGACCACAUACCCUUUGAUACCCCGGAGAUCACUUGCCCAGGAAGAGAAGCAAGAUGGCUAUCAAAGGUUGCCUGAGCGUUACCAAAUAUUUCCUGUUUGUCUUCAACCUGCUUUUCUUCAUCCUGGGAGGUGUUUUGCUCUGCUUUGGGCUGUGGAUCCUAUUUGACAGAGGCAGUUUUGCAACUAUGAUAGGCUCCUCUGUGCCCACCUUAAAGGUCUGGUCGUAUGUAUUCUCGGGAGUGGGAAUCCUCACCAUGCUGCUAGGUUUCCUCGGCUGCCUCGGGUCACUCAAGGAAAUUAAAUGCCUGCUGGGAUUUUAUUUUGCUUUCCUUCUCCUGCUGUUUUCUGCACAGAUCACCAUUGGAGUGCUGGUAUACACACAAAGAAAUAGUCUGAGCACCAGACUCGGUACAAUUGUUGAAUCUGUAAUAAAGGACUAUGGCCUAUAUGCAAACCAGACCGAUUUGGAGGAAGGCUGGGACUUUGCUCAAGAAAAGAUGCAGUGCUGUGGCUGGUAUACUCCAGAUGACUGGAUGAAAAAUCAGAAGAUCCAGAACACAUCAGUCAGCCUGUAUCCUUGUUCCUGUAGGAAUGUCUCUGCUUUCCACACAAACAGCAGCGCUAACUCGUCCACGGAAUUCCCUGAAGCAAAGGCCGGAUUCUGCACCACUGGUGCCAGAGAGAAGUGGCCAGUCUAUCAGACAGGUUGCAUGAACACGCUGCAGGCAUUUCUCCUAAAUAACAGCAUCACCAUUGUUGGCGUGUGUAUAGGUAUCGCUCUGCUGGAGCUCUUUGUCAUGACGUUGUCGAUGUGUCUGUGUAGAAACCUGGACCAAAACUACAACAAGCUGGCCCGCUACUCUUAGGUCACAUGUCUUCUUCAUUUGCGCAGUUUGUUGAGGACAGAAGACAUCAAUGUACAGCCAAGCACUUGCGUAUGGACUUUCUGCUUCCUGUUUCGCCAAGAACAUCUCCAAAACUGUAUAUUACCUUUCAGGUUCUGCCUUGCAUAGAUUAUUUAAUCAAUUUAAGGUUUCAAGGUUGGAAACAGGCCACUGUCACCUUAACCUAUCACCAGGGCCCAAAUCCUGAGCUGCAGACCACUAGCCCGGAGAUGUCCUGAUCUGUCACAAUUGCUCUUGAUGGACUUUGUCUUCUUCUCAACGCCAGAAACUGUGUCACAGACAUUUCCUCAGAAGGACUUUUAGUUAGUUUUUCUCUAAUGUAACAAAUAUCAUGGGGUGAUUUAAUAAAGGGCUACCACUUUCAGUAUUUCACACCAUAAAGGGCUGCAGCGGGCUGUCUUAGUGACAACCAACUGCUGCCCAAAGCUGAUAAUGUUGUCAUUUCCAUGGCUCAGUGGUGACAUCUAGGGGUCACUUUGUAUCUUUCCAGACUUUUUUUAUAGUAGGGUACAAAAUGUAAAGGGUUAGUCUUUACAAGAUCUAUUGAUAAUCAUUUAAUCUUAUUUCUCAAAACGGCCAACUUUUGACAGUUUGGUUACCUAUCAUAAAUUUAUUUGAAGGUUAUUUUUGUAACUUUAAAUAAGCAAUUUAGGUCAAAGAUAUAUUAGUUACAUGAGUUUGUUUAGCUCCAACACGAAUAAGUUUUAAUGAAUUUGGCCGUUCCUGCGGGUGUGCUCCUGACAGUCACUGGGUCCCACAGUGAAAUCGUUUCAGGUUCUCCAAGUCCUCAGAAUUUUGGGUUUCCAUUCAUGUAAUGAGCUGUAUCACUCGCUGCUCUUUAUCCAUCCUGACGCAAUACAGCCCAUUCUGGCAGCGCUAUGCUGGCAGGCAAUGUGGGAGCAAUGUUGUGCAAUAGCUUCUAGGCAAAAAGGCUGAAUUGUGGCUCUGCCUGCAGCACUGAGGGCUACAGCAAUAAGGGAGCUUUGCCAUAUUGUACAUUCAUUUUGUAGCCUUUACUGUUUUUUUUAAUAGAUUUUAAAAGACAUAACUCAUGUCAUGUUUUAGGCUUCUCGUAAAUGGUUAAACCUUCCUGUAGAGGUGACUGUAUAUGUUAUCUAAAUGUAUAUAAGCCAGUUAUCUGUAAGUGUGCCAUUACACAUUCACUGCUAACAAUCCCCAAUAAGUUGCCAUAGAGCUUAUUACACAAUAUAACACUGAGCAGCCCCCACCCCAAGUAACCAAUGCCAGCCAAUCAGGCAUUUUAUUUCUGAAUUACCUACCAGACCGACAAAGGUGAAUUCUGGAUUGGUCGCUACGGGUUACUGCUCUGAGGCCAGUUUGCCCAGUGUUAGUGAAUGAGCCUAGAAUGCCUUUUUUGUGAUUAUGUUAAAGAAGAAGUUGAAAAUAUUACAAAGCAGGCAGGUAGGAUGGUACAAUAGGAAACAUGCAGGGAGGCACUGAACCCACAGACCGAUGGCACAUAUAACGCUUCUAUGGCAGCAGAUUUCCACCAUUCUGCAUACUGCCUGCCAUUAACAUAAAUGGAAACCAUCUGUCGCUGCUAAAAAGUCACACUUGCCCAUAGUUAAAAUGGUGUAUGAGAACAGUAUAGGUCAGCAGUGAAGGGAAAAGCAGAGAAGCUGAUUGGGCAAAAAAGAAGGAAACAGGGACUGUUUCCCCUGGAAAACCUGUACGGAAAAACUCAUAUACAGAAGUAUCAUGCAAAUCCGCUUAAAAGAUAUAAUGUAAAAUAAAUAUAUUUUUGAAAGAUUAGUUCCCCUUUAAAGACUAAUUCUACAUUUAUAAGUGAUUCUUUUACAACGGAAUGCAGUUUACACAAUGUACGUUGUACAGAACUGUCUUGCCUGUAUUUCUGAGCUUUCAGUAUUGUCGAGUGAUUGUUGUUGGUUUUUUUUGUUAUUAAUUUGUAUACAGUUUUGUAUGUUUUUCAUAUACAGCAGUAUUUGCAUGGAAUUUAAUAAAUAACUACAAACUGUUCAUUAGUUUUUUGUGCAUUUCCCUUUAGUGCCAGGCUGUAUCACCGCCAUUGGCGCUGUCUGACUGUACAUUGAAUGGGAAGGAGGCAGGACCAGCAUAUAAACUGCAUUAGACAUCUAUAAAUUGCACUUGCUGUUGUUUUCUAAAUCAGGACAUCUAUUUGUUUUUCUUAUUUGCAGUACAAGUAUGGGAUCUGUUAUCUGUAAACCUGUUAUCUAGA